AUGGAACUCAUAGAUAGUCAUUUUGUCAAGACGGUGGGUCCUGACACGUACACAACUGUAUUACAGGAUGCUACAGUAGAUGAACUGAUAAAUAAGAUCAGUAAGAUGAACAAGAUCCCUCCUAAGACCCAGCGCAUCCUGUACGCAAGCAAGCAGCUGCAAUAUGGCCAGGGAAAAUAUCUAUCUGACUACCACCUGCAAAAUGAGUCUAAUCUUUUUGUAGUCUUGCGUUUGCCUGGAGGCGGCAACACCAACAGUGGUAUGUCAGGCAUCGCCUCUAGAUACCCCGACAUAGGAAACACCAACACCGGGGCAAACAACAUUGGAGGUAACAACACCAGAGGCAACACUGAAGAUAGCAACACCGGAGACGAUGACACUCAUGAUCUUCCCUGCAUGUCCGGAGACGAUGACACUGAAGAUAGCAACACCGAAGACAAUGACACUGAUCUUUUUGGGGCGCCCGGAGACGAUGACACUGAUCUUUUUGGGGUGCCCGGAGACGAUGACACUGAUCUUUUUGGGGCGCCCGGAGACGAUGACACUGAUGAUAACAACCACGGAGACGAUGACACUGAAAGCGCGGGGAUUGUAUCAUCAUCAGUGUCUAAAAGCGAUGACACUGAUGAUAACAACAGCACAGAUAGCAACACUGGUGGCAACAACACCUUGUCCUCACCACCUCCGCAGAAUCGAAAACAGCUGGAUGAAGACGUGGAGACAACGGACGCUCCUGACAUGAUCAGCUGGGAGGACGACCCCAACACUCCCCGCGCCAAGAUGUCCUGUGGACACGCCAUCACGCCAGAGACUCUCACCACAUACUGCAAAAGUCUGCUGAGGUAA
Molecule: messenger RNA, 846 nt
Organism: Branchiostoma belcheri (Belcher's lancelet)
Lineage: Eukaryota; Metazoa; Chordata; Leptocardii; Amphioxiformes; Branchiostomatidae
Product: acidic repeat-containing protein-like
Exons: 1
Coding region: 1-846 (281 amino acids)
Biological process (GO): protein ubiquitination; modification-dependent protein catabolic process
Cellular component (GO): cytoplasm; nucleus
Molecular function (GO): protein tag activity; ubiquitin protein ligase binding
Source: RefSeq, a predicted model, not a curated record